AUGCUUUACACCACCAUCCUCGCUUUCGCCGUCGCUGCCUUCGCUGCUCCUCUCGAGGACAAGCGCCAGGUCGGUCUCUGCGCAUCCGGCUCCCCAGUGUGCUGUGCCACUGAUGUGCUCAACCUCGCCAACCUCGACUGCGCUCCUCCCACCACCACCCCUGCCGAUGUCAACACCUUCAUCGACGUCUGCGCCACUGGCGGACAGCAGGCCAAGUGCUGCUUGAUCCCCAUCUUGGGCCAGGCCCUCCUCUGCAGCGACGUUAACCCCACCGCCGCUGCCCCAGCCACUCCCUCUGCUUAA
This is a messenger RNA of Parastagonospora nodorum SN15, 303 nucleotides long. RefSeq lists its product as hypothetical. Lineage: Eukaryota; Fungi; Ascomycota; Dothideomycetes; Pleosporales; Phaeosphaeriaceae. Gene Ontology annotation, cellular component: extracellular region. The transcript is spliced from 2 exons. Bases 1 to 303 code for a protein of 100 amino acids. The record is from RefSeq and is a predicted model, not a curated record.